UUAGCACACCUGUAAUACGAAACUAGGUCAAUGCGGAAGUGAUCAACGGCUAGCUCUGUAUAGUUCAAAGUUCAGGAUACGAUUUUCAAACAGUAGUUGAACAGAAAAUGACUUCAAAAUGACGUUUACGAUUGUCUUAGGAUUGUAUUUCUUGGGUGCUGCAUCAUGUCAGUUCCUAAAUGAUGUCCCAUUGGAAAUUGAAGUAAAACCUUCAAAACUCACAAUAAAAGAUGGUGGCUCAUCCGAACUCCAUUGUGAUGUAUUUGAUAGAUCAAACCGACCUCUUUCUGAAUCAAACAUAAAAUGUAAAGUGUGGUGGGCAUAUUGGUCUGAACGUGUUCAGAACAACGCACAUUAUACCCAAAUUAAUAAUCAACAUCAGGAUGGAGCACAGUUUGAGGCCUUGCUGCGUAUCAGCAACAUGCGUCCUAAUCUUGAGGGCCGAUACACAUGUUGGGCAGAAUGCACUGAUCUACCUGGCAGAAAGUUCACAGGAGAUGUAUAUGUGACUUACAGUAGUGAAAAAUAUGUAGAGAAUCCCGCAGGCCCAGGCCAGGGAGGGUAUAACCCACAGACACCUAACGACAGCAACAAUGGAGCUCUUGUGGGUAUUAUAAUAGGAUCAGUGUCAGGAGUCAUUCUUAUAGCUAUUAUCAUUGGCCUUGUUGUUUUCUGCAAAAGAAAGAGACGAAUUGAUGAGAAUAUUGAGGAGCAACAGGGUAAGAUGUACCAGGAAAUUAUGGAUCAAUCCAAUGAAAGGACUAAUAAUUGGGUAUCACAAGCAGCUAGUGUGCCACGUAAUCGAGCUUUCAGCGAAGAUGAACUGAGCCGAAUGAGUCUCAGUUCAAGAUUCUCAGAAUCCUCGAAUAAAUAUGGGAAGAAGAAACGACGUAGGAGACGCAAUCGAGAAACAGAAAAUGGGGAGAGUGAUAGUUUGGCAUCGGAUAAUCUUCCGCCAAAUACUCCGAAUGGCGGAGACACUAGUUCUUUUGAUAUGCCAUCUGUAAGUGCCCAAACAUCUCCCGUAAAUGCGACUCCAGCCCAGCCAUUCAGUUUCCCAAAACCUCAAAAGGAUAAUGAACCAGAUGAGCCCAAGGGAGAUGCUACUGAGGACAAACCUCCUGUGGAGGGUGCAGUUGCUGUUGCAGCUGCUAAUCUUACUGAUGAAAUACUGAAACUAUAUAAUGCAAACAUUGAGGAAGUAGAUGAAGAAGAUGAAGAGGAUGAUGAUGAUGUUGAUGAUGAUGAUGAAUCAGAUAUUAAUGAUCCAAGUGCUCCACUCAAUCCUAAAUCCACCAGCCAUGAUGCAGCUGAUGAGGAAAUUCCUCCACCUUACACUGACCCUAUACCCCCGGGCAGUGGUGCCAGACCUAGGGAACCUAGUAGGCACACUAAACCAAACAAACAUUCUACCAAGGUCCCUGAUAGACCAUCAAGACGGACACCAGUUCCUAUUGAAUCUGAUCCAGAGCCAGCCAGACCUUGCCCUACACCUCCUGUUGGUCAGGGUCCUCCUCCAUAUGUAUCCUCUAAGGAUGACAUUCCCUUAGUUGAUGAAGACCCGGACACAACUCUUGAUGAGCCUGUUGAUGAAGGCCCACCACCAUACUCAUCCCCAGGGAAAGCCGCAAAGAAUGAGCAACAAGCAGCUAAUAAUAACUCUAGUACCCCUCCUAGACCUCCACGUAAUGCACCACCCAGGCCUGAUGCAACCUCUAAACCGACACUCAUGACUACAGUUGUGUAAUUGCUUUACAAAAGUGUGGUCAUGUGGUUGCAUUCCUUUUGAUCAUAUGUGUGAUUGUAUUAUGCGAGUGCAUAUAACAUGAAUGCAUUUACGUGAAUAGAUCACAUGAGUGUAUCUUUUUAAAUGUAGCAUACAGCA
Molecule: messenger RNA, 1885 nt
Organism: Owenia fusiformis
Lineage: Eukaryota; Metazoa; Annelida; Polychaeta; Sabellida; Oweniidae
Source: the annotation of a GenBank genome assembly